AUGGAGCAGGAAGAGAGUCUGGAGGAGUUCCUGGGCAGACUACGGACGCAAAUCCUGCGCUGCGGCUACGAGCCGGCGCAGGUGGACCGUGAGUUGAGAGACCGAUGCGUCCUGGGCAGCCGAGGUGAGCUACAGAGGAAGCUGGUCCGGGAGGCGGCGCUAAAGGGUGACGACCUCUCUCUGGAGGACGUCCGGCGGACGGCACGGGCGCACAGGGACGUGAUGGAUCUGACGACGCGGCUGUCAGGGGCGCCGGCGCCGGCCGAGACGGACGGGGAGGCAGUUCACCUGGUGCGACGCCCGCAGCGGACGGAGAGGCGUGACUGCGGCAAACAGCGAACUGGCGUGAAGCUGGUUCAGGACGGCGACCAGGCUGACUGGCAAGUCAGCGCCGUGCAGCCAGCCGCAGCUGAGUGGGCGACGGUCAGGGUGAACGGCCAGGAGUUCACCAUGCUGAUCGACACUGGCUCACCGGUGACUAUAAUCAGCGCGGAGACUCACAUCCCCGGUCUGACGCUGCGGCCGAGUGAGCUGCACCUCACGUCAUUCACCGGCCAGCAAAUCCGUCUGCGAGGCGAGGCCGACGUCAACGUGGAGACGGACGGCCGAGCGACACGGCUGCGACUCGUCGUGUCCGACAUGGGCUCUCACCGACCUCUCAUGGGACGAGAGUGGAUCAAGGCGCUGAGGACGGCGUCGGGUCUGGAGACGCUGAACGUGUGCCCGGUGGCGACUCAGCCGACGCUGAAGGAGGUGAUGGACAAACACCGUGAGGUGUUCAAAGAAGAACUGGGCAGAAUCCCGGUGAAGGUGGCGCUCAGACUGAAGGAAGGCGCCAAACCGGUCUAUCGACGCGCCAGACCGGUGCCGUUUGCGCUACAGCAAGAUAUCGAGCGGGAGCUCGACAAGUGGCUGGAUCAAGGGAUCGCCGAGAAGGUGCCUCCUGGACACUUCUCCGGAUGGGGUACGCCGCUCGUACCCAUCCCCAAGAAGGACGGCGUGCGGCUGUGCGCGGACUAUCGGAUCACGGUGAACCCGCAGCUGCAGCCUCUGAAGUAUCCGAUGCGCACGCCGGAGGAGCUAUUCGCCAGCAUACGAGGGAAAAAGUUCUGCAAGCUGGACUGCAGGAACGCCUAUCUCCAGUGUGAGCUGGACGAAGAGAGCCGAGAGAUGACCACCGUGACCACACACCGUGGUGCGAUGCGGAUGAACCGUCUCCCGUACGGGAUCAGCACCUGUGGAGCGCAGUUCCAGGCGAUCAUGGACCAGGUGCUGGAUGGUCUUCCAGGAGUCGUCUGUUACCUGGACGACGUGCUGAUCGGCGCCGACAGUGACCGUGAGCUGAUGGACAGGCUGGACCGGGUGCUGGAGCGGCUGAAGGACAACGGCGUCCGCCUCAAGAAAGAGAAGUGCCAGUUCGGAGUCCGAGAAGUGGUGUAUCUCGGUUGGCGACUGUCUGAGGCGGGUCUGCGCCCGGUGCAAGAGAAGACGGCGGCCGUCACAGCAGCACCUGACCCUCGGAACGUGCAGGAGCUGCGAUCUCUGAUCGGGUCAGUCAGCUAUUAUCAGCGGCUGCUGCCCAACCUGUCUACCGUGCUAGCGCCGCUCUACGCGCUACUGAAGACGGGCGUCAAAUGGGCAUGGACGGCGGAGUGCGCCGCGGCAGUGCGCCGUGUGAAGGACAUGCUGUCCACGGCGCCGGUCCUGAUGCGGUACGACCCCGUGCUGCCGCUGCGGCUCGUCACGGACGCCAGUGCGACAGGAGUCGGAGCGGCUCUGAUGCAAGUGACGCCCGAGGGGCUCGAGAGGCCGGUACAGUACGCCUCCCGAACGCUCACUCCGACGGAGAGGAAGUACGCCCAAGUGGAGAGGGAAGCCGCAGCCGUCUCGUUCGGAGUGCGGCGGUUCCACCAGUUCCUGUUUGGUCGGCCGUUCACCCUGGUGGUCGACAACAGGACGCUCUCCAGGAUCCUAAACCCGGACCGUGAGCUGCCAUCUCUGGCGGCGGCUCGCAUGCAAAGGUAUGCGCUGCAGCUCGCGGCGUAUCAGUACAAGAUCGAGCUGCGCCGGACGGAGGACAUGAGGCUGGCGGACACGAUGUCCCGUCUGUCGGUGCCGGACGAGGCGGAGAACCGGCUGUCGGCAGAAGAGGAGGCGGCGUACGGCGGAGGCGGCGUAAUGUUCAUCGCCGAGCAGGGGCCGUGUCUGACCGCGCAGCAGAUAGCAGUGGCCACGCGCCGAGACCCGGCGCUCGCCCGCGCUCUGGCGGCGGUGCGAUCGGGCUGGCCGGCGGUGGUGGACCCGGACCUGGCUCCCUUCAAGAAUCGCCGAGAGGAGCUGACGACUGAGGCCGACUGUCUGCUCUGGGGCGGCCGAGUCGUCAUCCCGAGCAACCUGCGCGACACCGUCAAGCGGGAGCUGCAUGAGGGUCACUUCGGCUGCACUCGCAUGAAGCAGCUGGCGAGGCGCUUUGUGUGGUGGCCGGGACUCGAUGCUGAGCUGGAGGCGCUGGCUCGCGGGUGUCAGGCGUGCGUCUCAAAGCGAGCUGAGCCGCCGCAGGCGACACGGCACCCGUGGGAGCCGACGGACGGCCCGUGGCAGCGGGUGCAUGCCGAUUUUGCCGGACCUCUGAAGGGCACCUGGUUCCUGGUGAUGGUGGAUAGUUUCUCCAAGUGGGCUGAAAUGAUCCCAAUGAAGACGACCACGUCCGAGCGGACCGAACACAUCCAGGCUUCGUGA
Messenger RNA from Amphibalanus amphitrite, 2739 nucleotides. RefSeq lists its product as uncharacterized. Bases 1 to 2739 code for a protein of 912 amino acids. Lineage: Eukaryota; Metazoa; Arthropoda; Thecostraca; Balanomorpha; Balanidae. The record is from RefSeq and is a predicted model, not a curated record. Gene Ontology annotation, biological process: proteolysis. The transcript has 3 exons. Gene Ontology annotation, molecular function: nucleic acid binding; aspartic-type endopeptidase activity.